Colletotrichum abscissum is the source of this 1251-nucleotide messenger RNA. RefSeq lists its product as uncharacterized. Gene Ontology annotation, biological process: poly(A)+ mRNA export from nucleus. Gene Ontology annotation, cellular component: nucleus. NCBI's taxonomy places the organism in Eukaryota, Fungi, Ascomycota, Sordariomycetes, Glomerellales, Glomerellaceae. The transcript has 3 exons. The record is from RefSeq and is a predicted model, not a curated record. The coding region runs from base 1 to 1251 and encodes 416 amino acids.
AUGUCGGAUAUCGAAUCCCUCCCCGAGUCUCCGGCGCCCGACCGCGAUGAUGAGCGCCGCGAGGAUGCCGCCAACGUCUCCGACGACGACUUGCUCUCAGAAAUCGACGAGGAUCAGUUCGAGGACUACGACCCAGAGACGGCAAAUAUUGAGGAUCGCCCAGUAGCUGUUGAUGAAGAUGUGGCCAAGACGCUCAAGGCGUCGAAGCGCAAGAUUGCCGAUGGCGCAAAAGCGAAGAAGCCUAAAGAAGGACGCCGAGAGAAGAGAUCACGCGAUGACGAAGUCUCUGGUGAUAUGGAUAUCGAUUCGAGAGGCCCGGCCAGAAAGUCGAGACGCCAGGCCGAUGCCGGCGAGAGGAAGCCACGGCCCAGCAAGCCUGCCGAGCCUGAGAUUGAUGACGAGUCCCAUCUCAGCCCCGAGGAGCGCAGACGGAGAGCGAUUGAUCGGGCGUUAGACGCGGCCAUGAAGGGACCGGCCAAGCGCAAGAAGAAGAAGGACGAGAUUGACCUCGAGGACGAAAUCGACGAGGAGAUUGCCGAUCUCAAGGUUGCCAUGGAGAAGGCUUGCGAAGCUGACAACACGGCGCGCGAGGCUGGCCAGCCAGCCGUUCACAAGCUGAAGCUCUUACCAUCAGUGACCGGUCUCCUGAACAGGAACAACAUCCAGCACGCCAUCCUCGAUCCCGAUACCAACUUCCUUCAGCACGUCAAGUUCUUCCUCGAACCUUUGAAUGACGGCAGUCUUCCGGCAUACAAUAUCCAGCGCGAUAUUUUCACUACUCUUAUCAGACUCCCCAUUGAGAAGGAGACUUUGCUGAGCAGUGGCAUCGGAAAGGUUGUCUACUUUUACACCCGAUCCAAGAGACCUGAACCCAGCAUCAAGCGCAUGGCCGAGCGUCUUCUGGGUGAUUGGAGCCGACCGAUCCUCAAGCGGACCGACGACUACAAGAAGCGCCACGUUGAGACGCGCGAGUUCGACUAUGAAGCUCUCAAGAUGUCCCAGCGCCAGGCUGGAAGUUCCCAGUUCACCCUCACGCAGCGCCCGUCCCAAUCCGCCAGAGAAUUGGAGCGCGAGGCCAUGCUCGCACCCGUCGCCACGUCGAACCGUGCCCGUCCCGGCGGUCUCCCCGACAGCUACACCAUCGCGCCCAAGAGCACCUACGAUGUCUCGCGGGCGCCCGAGCAUCGUCCCAUCGGUGCUGGUGGUCUAGAGGCGUUCCGAAAGAUGACUCAGAACCGCAAGAAGCGGUAA